Messenger RNA from Sordaria macrospora k-hell, 1083 nucleotides. RefSeq lists its product as uncharacterized. The record is from RefSeq and is a predicted model, not a curated record. Lineage: Eukaryota; Fungi; Ascomycota; Sordariomycetes; Sordariales; Sordariaceae. Gene Ontology annotation, molecular function: 2-oxoglutarate-dependent dioxygenase activity.
AUGGGAGAGGAACAACCGGGGGACCACGAUCCCAUUGCAGACCUGAUCGUCACCUACAAUGAACUCAACAGCUCCCACAUCGAGGAGCUCCACGAAGAGCCCAGUGCGCUCGAGUUUAUGAGAUUUGUAGCCAGAAACACCCCUUUCGUCGUAAGAGGCGGUGCCGCAAACUGGAAGGCAACCCAGACAUGGACCGCCGAGUAUCUGUCCAAUUUUCUUGGAGAUGAGACUGUCAAUGUUGCCGUCACUCCUUAUGGAAACGCCGACGCCCCAACCAUCCAUCCCCAAACCGGCUCUCUAGUCUUCGCCAAGCCCCACGAAGAAGACCAGUCCUUCAACGACUUCCUCACCUAUGUGAUUCACCAAGAAAAGACCCGAGGACUUCGCAAUUCCGAGGUUCGCUAUGCUCAAACUCAAAACGACAAUCUCCGACAAGAAUACCUCUCCCUCUACAGCCACGUCCCGCCCACCAUCCACUGGGCCCGCAUCGCCUUGUCCAGUCCCCACGAGGAAGCCAAACCGGAAGCCGUCAACCUCUGGAUCGGCAAUUCCCUGUCGACGACCGCUCUGCACAAAGACAACUACGAAAAUGUCUACGUGCAGAUUCGGGGCAGGAAACACUUUGUGCUGUUGCCGCCGCAUUGUUUGCCUUGUGUGAAUGAGAGUGAACUGAAGAGUGGGGGGUAUGUGCGUCGCCAACACCAGAAAACCAGGGGCGAGGAGGAAACUGGAAGGGAAGAAAAGGGGCAACUGGAACUGGUGAUGGAAAAGGAAGAAGAUGAGGAGACAGGAAAAGAACAGGAGGUAACAGUCCCCUUCGCUAUCUGGGACCCCGAUAAGCCAGAGGAGAACGCCACGCGGUAUUCGAAGCUGGCGGAGCCGAUGAGGGUGACGCUCGAGGAGGGGGAUAUGCUUUAUUUGCCUGCCAUGUGGUAUCAUAAGGUCUCACAGUCUUGCUUGCAGGAAGGGAUUUGCGUUGCUGUGAACUACUGGUACGACAUGGACUUCACCGGGCCUCUGUACCCGUUUACCUCCUUUGUGAGGGCAGUCAACCAGCAGCAGCAGGAGAAAAGUAAAGAAUGA